This is a messenger RNA of Pogonomyrmex barbatus (red harvester ant), 3066 nucleotides long. Its product is annotated as protein groucho-like. Gene Ontology annotation, molecular function: protein binding; transcription corepressor activity. NCBI's taxonomy places the organism in Eukaryota, Metazoa, Arthropoda, Insecta, Hymenoptera, Formicidae. The record is from RefSeq and is a predicted model, not a curated record. Gene Ontology annotation, cellular component: nucleus; transcription regulator complex. Gene Ontology annotation, biological process: negative regulation of canonical Wnt signaling pathway; regulation of DNA-templated transcription.
UGGCGUCGGCGGUCCGUUCAGUUAACACACGCGCGCCGCCGGAUGCGCAUCUGCGUCUCAUCUCGUUGUCACACCUCGUCCGUCGGCUCACUGUGCAUUCCCGCGUCGUACACGUCGUACUCAUGCGCGACUCGCGGACACCCCACGUGCAUAACUAUCUGCAGUUUCGUACGGAUGCCCCGCGCCGCUAACGCGGGACGUGAGUGCGCCAGGGUGAAUUGACCGCUCCGCUCGCGCGUCCGUCCGCCCGUCUUCACGGCUGUGAUGUGCGACGGCGAGAGUGCCGCUUUUCACGAGGCGCGGUAGUGACGCGUGUGUAUAUGUUUGUGUGUAUGUUGUGUGUUUAUGCGCGCGCGCGCGCAACGUAAAGAGAAAAAGAGAGAAAGAGAAGUUCCGAGGAUUACUUAACCAUGUACCCCAGCGCCGGGAUGAACGCGGCGGCGGCGGCGGUGGCCGUGGCGGCCGCGGCCCGACAUCCGGGCCCACCGCAAGCCAGUUCAUCGUUCAAGUUUACGGUCGCCGAGUCCUGCGACAGGAUCAAAGAGGAGUUCAACUUCCUACAAGCGCAGUACCACUCUGUAUCAUGGAUAAUUCUUCUGUUGCAGUACUAUGAAAUGUCAUACGGCUUGAACGUGGAGAUGCACAAGCAAACGGAAAUAUGUAAGAGACUGAGCAACAUUAUCGGCCAAAUUUUGCCAUUUCUGUCUCAAGAGCAUCAACAACAAGUUGCCACUGCUGUUGAAAGAGCAAAACAGAUUACGAUGACUGAAUUAAACAGCAUAAUGGGGCAACAGAGGCCAGACAUGCGAUUCCUUCAACAAGUGCACGCCCAGCAAAUACCACCUGGAACGGCGAUGGCUCAUCCGGGUUUACCUGGACUUCCCGGAUUGGGGCCAGCUGCCGGGCUUCCGGUACCGACUUCCGCGUCCGCGGCUUUGCUCGGCCUCGGAUUGACGCCUGGGGCGGCAGCCGCGGUCCCCAGCACGACCGCCGCUGCGCAUUCCCUGUCGAUGCUCGUCAAGCCGGACAUCCACCGUGGUCAACCGGACGAUCUCAAGAGCAAUGGCGGUCUAAGUUCAGCGGAUGACAGACACCGGGGCUCGAUAUCGCCGGCCGACAAGUACAACCGGCCGCGCACGCCGCCAGAGACAACCCACACUCACCAUUCUCACCACUCGCAGAAUCAUCACGAUCACUCGAUGCACGCGGCGAAGAAGUUGAAGAAGGAACACGAGAAGGACGCGGUACAUAGUGACGGCGAGAAGAGCGAUCAGGAUUUAGUUGUGGAUGACGCGAGCGACGGUCCGCCUAGCCCAGUGAUGAAUGGCGUGACGUCGCCGCGCGAAAACGGCCUCGACAAAAUUUCCUCGGUGCCGUCGAUGGGGGCUGCCGGCGUGCAGACCAUAGGGAAGAAGGAGUUGAUAACGACGCCGCACUCGCCCAGAAGCGGCACGAGCAGCAACGCGAGUACGCCGUCAGCCAAGAAGAUGGAGGAACGCGAGAAGCCGGCGACGCCAAUCUCGAAGUCGUUCACGCCGACAUCUGUAGCAACGGCGGCGGCGAUCGGCGGCAUAAAGUCAUCAGGCUCGGGGAAGCACUUGCAAGGCCCGUCGAUGCCAUCGAGCUCGAUACCACCACCUGCGGCCGCUUAUCCGAGUUCGUUGCAUUAUCCGCCACCUGGCCUGCCACCGCCGCACAAUCUGGCGCCGGUAGCGCAUGGCCAGCAUCCGCAUGUCGACGUGAUGACCUACAACGGCUAUGCGACACCAAGACCUCCCGCCGCUUUGCAACAAUUGUACGAUCCCCAUGUAUCCCUGAGGACUUCGAUCGCUCCGCAAGGAGGGAAACCUGCAUACAGCUACCACGUGAUGAGCGACGGACAGGUCCAGCCGGUGCCGUUUCCGCAGGACGCCCUCGGUGGCGUAGGGAUUCCGCGCUUCGCGCGUCAGAUUAAUACCCUCGAACAUGGCGAAGUAGUCUGUGCGGUAACAAUCUCGAAUCCAACCAAGCACGUUUAUACCGGUGGCAAAGGUUGCGUCAAAGUUUGGGACAUCGGCCAGACGAAUGCAAACGACGUAAAGCCUGUCUCACAACUUGACUGUCUUCAACGUGACAACUACAUUAGAUCGGUGAAGUUACUUCCAGACGGUAGGACGUUGAUAGUAGGUGGCGAAGCCAGUCAACUGAGUAUUUGGGACUUGGCGAGUCCCACACCCAGAAUCAAGGCGGAGUUGACUUCAUCGGCGCCCGCGUGCUAUGCUCUGGCGAUCUCGCCCGACUCGAAGGUUUGCUUCAGCUGCUGCAGCGACGGCAACAUCGCGGUAUGGGACUUGCAGAAUCAGACCUUGGUCAGGCAGUUCCAAGGACAUACCGACGGAGCGUCGUGCAUCGAUAUUUCUGCCGAUGGAUCGAAGCUUUGGACGGGAGGCCUCGACAACACCGUCCGCUCCUGGGACCUCCGCGAGGGCAGGCAAUUGCAACAACACGAUUUUAAUUCGCAAAUAUUCUCACUUGGAUUUUGUCCCACUGGCGAAUGGCUGGCAGUCGGAAUGGAGAAUUCACACGUCGAGGUAUUACACGCAACAAAGACGGACAAGUAUCAGCUUCAUCUGCACGAGUCCUGCGUGCUAUCGUUGAGGUUUGCCUCGAGUGGCAAAUGGUUCGUUUCCACGGGGAAGGAUAAUCUACUGAACGCUUGGCGUACGCCUUACGGAGCAUCGAUAUUCCAGGCGAAGGAAACCUCAUCGGUACUCAGUUGCGAUAUAUCGACGGACGACAAGUACAUCGUCACUGGUUCUGGCGACAAGAAGGCCACCGUCUAUGAGAUUGUAUACACGUGAAACGUAUAACGCUGUACGAGAGGCUAUCAACUGGCCAUUCCCUGGAAACAGAGCGCUCGUCAAGAGCUCUUUCGAAAGUGUUACGACGGAUGAUGUGAUACCGUUGUUGGUUCUUUUUGUUAUCGCUGUUGUUACUCGCUCGUUGAAAAAGGGAGAUCGUCAACGCAAGGCCGGGCCACGAAACGGACACGAUUGAUUCGGAUUUUAAUGAUUGAUUUAAAAAAAA